AUGGCCAACACGACCUUUAAGCUGACGAAUCGCUCACCCAAGCAGCCCAUCAAGAGGCUUCCCGCAACCCUUGAGCUGCCGGCCAAUGCUACUGUCGACGAUCUCAAGGUCCUGAUCGCUAAGGAGGCUAAGAUUAGUGACUUUAAUCGUAUUGGUAUCUACGAUCCGACAACAAAAAAGACGCUGAAGAACCGCAAGGCACUACUCUCCGAUGAGCCCAAUGUGUCUGCUGCCAAGGAGGUUCUCGUCAAAGAUCUUGGUCCCCAAAUUGCUUGGAGAACGGUCUUUGUCAUCGAGUACUUUGGACCCAUCGUGUUCCACGCCCUCGUUGUCGCCGCCCGACCUUACAUCUACAAGAAUGGUGAUGGCGACAUGUCAACGGCGCAAUGGCUCGCCUUUGGCAUGAUUGUAGCCCACUUCAUCAAGCGGGAGAUUGAGACGCUGUUCGUCCACAAGUUUUCCGCCAAUACCAUGCCCGUUUUCAACGUCUUCAAGAAUAGCUUCUUCUACUGGGCGAUAUCCGGUCUUCUGUGCGCUGUGUCUAUAUACAGUCCCAGCUCUCUGGCCGCUCGCGCCAACCAGCCUCUAUUUGACCUCGUCGGACUUGCGCUCUAUCUCUUUGGCGAAACUGGCAACGCACUGGUCCAUCUCUAUCUCUCUUCUCUUCGAUCUUCUGGCGGCACUGAGCGCAAGAUCCCCUCCGGUUAUGGGUUUGCCAUUGUCACUUGCCCCAAUUACAUGUACGAAGUUUUGUCAUGGGUUGGUAUCAUUAUCGCCAGCCGUGACUGGACGGUGGCGCUCUUUAUCGCCCUUGGUGCUGCACAGAUGUUCACCUGGGCCAAGGGUAAAGAGAGGGCAUAUCGCAAGGAAUUCGGUGACAAGUACAAGAAGAAGCGUUUCGUUAUGCUUCCAGGACUGUUGUAA
Molecule: messenger RNA, 924 nt
Organism: Pochonia chlamydosporia 170
Lineage: Eukaryota; Fungi; Ascomycota; Sordariomycetes; Hypocreales; Clavicipitaceae
Product: steroid alpha reductase family protein
Exons: 3
Coding region: 1-924 (307 amino acids)
Biological process (GO): very long-chain fatty acid biosynthetic process
Molecular function (GO): oxidoreductase activity, acting on the CH-CH group of donors
Source: RefSeq, a predicted model, not a curated record